Caenorhabditis sp. 36 PRJEB53466 is the source of this 1090-nucleotide messenger RNA. The record is from the annotation of a GenBank genome assembly. NCBI's taxonomy places the organism in Eukaryota, Metazoa, Nematoda, Chromadorea, Rhabditida, Rhabditidae.
AUGAUUGCUCAAAAGCUAUCUCUCCACUUGCGUCAGUUGGCCAUCCGGUCAUUUUCCAGCUCUUACAGUAGUACUGCAAACCCAGCGAACGAAAUUUUUUUGGAGCGUCUGUCCGGAAAAGAUGAAGGUUCGUUUCAGAUCGGCCAAACAGUUGAAGUUCUCUUUUUCAGGAAUCACCCUGGUUACCAUGAAUCGUCCGGCUAAACGGAACUCUUUGGGAAGAGUGUUCAUGGACCAGGUAAGGCGAUCGACCAUUGAACAUUUUCAAAUUUCGAAUACUAUUACAGUUCCGAGAGGUGUUUGAUGAGAUCAAGUACGAUCCGAAAACUCGAGUGGUAAUUCUGAAGUCGGCUGUGGAUAACGUGUUCUGCAGUGGAGCAGAUCUGAAAGAGCGACGAGAGAUGAAUCAUCAGGAGUCGGCGAGAUUCGUCACCGGGCUCCGAGACGGAUUCACUGAAGUGAUUCGGAAUGAAUGAAACUAUAAGAGUCAAAGUUUCCAGGUCGAGAAACUGCCGCAGCCGGUCAUCGCCGCCAUCGACGGAUACGCUCUGGGGGGUGGUCUGGAGCUGGCCCUCGCGUGCGAUAUCAGAGUGGCUUGUGAGUUAAACAUUCUGAAGAACUUUAUCUCAAACCAAUUUCCAGCUACGAAAGCGAAAAUGGGUUUGAUCGAAACGAAAUGGGCGCUGAUUCCCGGAGCGGGAGGAUCCCAGAGACUCUACCGAACCAUCGGAGUUGCCAAAGCGAAGAGCUGAUCUACACGGCGAGAGUGCUGAGCGGAGAAGACGCAGAACGACUGGGAAUUGUGAACCAUGUGGUAGACGGCAAUCCAGUCGACAAGUCGUUGGAAAUCGCCCGAGAAAUACUUCCCGCGGUCCGAUCGCCGUGAAGUUGGCCAAACUAGCCAUCAACUUGGGAUCACAGACCGACAUUACUAGCGCCCUUACCGUGGAGCAGCAGUGUUAUGCUCAGGUCAGCCUGGCAAUGAGAGAAGAGGGUCAAAGUGAUUUUUCAGAUUAUUCCGACGAAAGAUAGGCAGGAAGGGAUGGCGGCGUUCGCAGAGAAAAGGGAUCCAGUGUAUAAAGGAGAAUAA